UAUUUCGGAGGAAACUCAGUCAUCUUACGAGACAAACAAUAAUUCUACGGUUUAUUUGAUAUAUCAAUACAACUUCUACUUACAUACUGUAAAGAUAGACUUCAAAGCAGAUUUUUGCUUGAACAAAAGAAGAGAAGAAGAAAAGAAGAGAAGAAUACACAAUGGUGUCCAGGAUUUUGUGCUUAACCAUGGUGUUCGGGAUGGCUCUUGGUGCCACCUUCAUCGGCAGACCUCCGGUCAAACCUCAGGAACUAUCACACAAGGAGGGGUGCUAUGUGAGUGAAAUAAACGAUGUACUGCCUUUCGGAGAAGAAAUCACCCCCCCCGGACAAUGCUACAGGAUAGAGUGUGAUAAAGGCAUCCUAUCUUAUGCAUCAUGCGGCUAUGUCUAUACGGAAGAUCCUAACUGCUACAUCACCAAGGGAGACUUAAGAAGACCGUACCCCGAUUGCUGUCCAGACGUCAGAUGUGAAAUCGAAAACAGCAUAUUGUUCUACUAAUAAGCCUAGGUUAGAAAGGGUAUAAGUCACAUUGCUGGCUAACAAACGGGAGAACAGAGCCAAUCGAUUUUGCUAAUGUAUUACAAGUUCGCUUACACUAAUAACUUUUCAAUAUGGUUUUAGUGUAGUCUUGGAAUAACCAACCAACGCGUGUCAAACGCGUUCUGAAAAUCUAAAUGGUUAAAACUAGAAAUAUCUGUCGUUUGGCUGUACGUAUCUUGCUGUUUUAUAUAAUUUUGACUGGAUUAAAUAAUUACAGAACGACUUGUUGAGAAAGAAUAACCUGAGUUUUCUCAAAGUUUCAAUUUAAUUUUUUUUUUGGUGUUUUGUUUAACAGUUUUUCGUUACUCGAUCUCAAACUUGUAAAUGUCUGCUACUAACACUUUUGUAAAUGUUGUAAAUACAUAAUUUUGACUAGUUUUAGUGUAUUAAUGUCGACUGUAGCUUAUACUCUAAUUUAUUUAUAGUUCCUUUAGUAAGUUGAAAGUUUUCAACUUUAGAAGCUAUCUUGCCACCAAAUUGUUAUAAUAAUUUAUUUAAUUAAAUUAAUCUUAUUUUUUA
Aricia agestis (brown argus) is the source of this 1061-nucleotide messenger RNA. RefSeq lists its product as uncharacterized. The transcript has 3 exons. The coding region runs from base 162 to 500 and encodes 112 amino acids. Lineage: Eukaryota; Metazoa; Arthropoda; Insecta; Lepidoptera; Lycaenidae. The record is from RefSeq and is a predicted model, not a curated record.